CUCCCUCGCCGGGCCCCCGCGUGGAGCCGCCUUGCAGAGUUCAGUCGGGCUGCGAGAGGAAUGCGCUGGGAUGCGGAGCGGCACCAACCGUAGGAAACCGACGCAACAAUUCGCCCAGUAUGGACAGUAGUGAUCCGUACUUACACCUCAUUUGUCUCCGAGCCAACACUUGAGUCCUGGUCCAGGGUGACUGGCAUCCCGCCCCGGCGCCACACUUGCACCAGGGAAGGCAUGUGGCACCCCGCGGCAUCCCCUGCAACCGGGGGCGGCCCCGCCAAGGAGAUCGCAGGUCAUGGCCACUACUCCACGGGGCCGAUGACCCACACCCAUCCCCCUCCCAUGGGAGGCAUGGUCGGCCACCCGUCAGUCAUCAGCACCUCCAGGCCCCUAACGUCGCCCAUGUCCGCCUUGGGCUCUUCGAUGAACGGCCUGGCGUCCCCGUACCCCGUCAUCACGUCCUCCCUGGGCUCUGCUUCCAUAUCGCUGCCGUCCACGCCCAACAUGAACUUUGGACCUCUCGGCAGCCCGCAGAUGAACUCCAUGAACAGCGUCAGCAGCUCCGAGGACGUCAAGCCUCCGCCGGGCCUGCAGAACUUGGGGAACAUCAACUACCAGUGUACGAGCCCCGGGGGAAUGUCAAAGCACAUCUGCUCCAUAUGCGGGGACCGCUCCUCAGGAAAGCACUACGGCGUGUACAGCUGCGAGGGGUGCAAAGGCUUCUUCAAGAGGACCGUGCGUAAGGAUCUCUCCUACACGUGCCGGGACAGCAAGGAGUGCCUGAUCGACAAGCGCCAGCGGAACCGGUGCCAAUACUGCCGCUACCAGAAGUGCCUGGCCAUGGGCAUGAAGAGAGAAGGUGUGUGUGCAGCCGUGCAGGAGGAGAGACAGCGUGGAAGGGAGCGAGGGGAGAGCGAGGUGGAAUCCACGAGCAGUUUCAACGAGGAAAUGCCGGUGGACAAGAUCCUGGACGCCGAGCUGGCCGUGGAGCCCAAAACGGAGACGUACAGCGACGGCAGCCCCAGCAACUCGACCAACGACCCUGUCACCAAUAUCUGCCAAGCGGCCGACAAGCAGCUCUUCACCUUGGUGGAGUGGGCCAAAAGGAUCCCACACUUCUCCGAGCUCCCCCUCGACGACCAGGUCAUCCUCCUACGAGCAGGAUGGAACGAACUCCUCAUCGCCUCGUUCUCGCACCGCUCGGUCACGGUGAAAGACGGCAUCCUGUUGGCGACGGGCCUCCACGUCCACAGAAACAGCGCCCACAGCGCUGGCGUGGGCUCCAUCUUCGAUAGAGUUCUGACCGAGUUGGUGUCCAAGAUGAAAGACAUGCAGAUGGAUAAGACGGAGCUGGGCUGCCUGCGAGCCAUCGUCCUCUUCAACCCAGACGCAAAAGGUCUUUCAAACCCACCGGAGGUCGAGGGGCUGAGGGAAAAAGUUUACGCCUCUUUGGAGUCGUACACAAAACAGAAAUACCCGGACCAGCCUGGCAGGUUUGCCAAGCUGCUGCUCCGCCUGCCCGCCCUGCGCUCCAUCGGCCUCAAGUGUCUGGAGCAUCUGUUCUUCUUCAAGCUCAUCGGGGACACGCCUAUCGACACCUUCCUGAUGGAGAUGCUGGAGGCUCCGCAUCAGAUCACAUGACACCAGUCCCCCCUCCCCUUCCCCCUGUAUAUAAUCCCACAUAGUAAGCGAUAUGAAGACUUCAAAAUUGUAAAACCACCUAUUUUGUACCGAGCAAAACAUUGUAAUUAAAAUUUUGAAAAAAGAAGGUAUUUUGAGGCCGCGGUGAGGGUGGAGUCUUGAGACGGAGCAUCGAGUACAGUGUCAAAAAGUAUUCUAAUUGUUAAUUAGAAUUGUUAACAGACUUCUUUUGUAAAUAGAUAAUUUCAAGUGUCAAUUUUAAAAGCAACCCAAUGCAAUUUGAAAAUAUAUUGUAUUUUACUCAAACAGGAAUUGUAUAAAAACAGAAACCAUCAAUGCAUUUCUUAAAACACAUUUGAGAAUUCUUACAGAAUAAAGUUAUUUAAAAAUG
Molecule: messenger RNA, 2029 nt
Organism: Pungitius pungitius (ninespine stickleback)
Lineage: Eukaryota; Metazoa; Chordata; Actinopteri; Perciformes; Gasterosteidae
Gene: rxrgb
Product: retinoid X receptor, gamma b
Exons: 11
Coding region: 232-1638 (468 amino acids)
Biological process (GO): retinoic acid receptor signaling pathway; regulation of transcription by RNA polymerase II; response to retinoic acid
Cellular component (GO): nucleus
Molecular function (GO): nuclear steroid receptor activity; zinc ion binding; nuclear receptor activity
Source: RefSeq, a predicted model, not a curated record